Molecule: messenger RNA, 3853 nt
Organism: Oncorhynchus mykiss (rainbow trout)
Lineage: Eukaryota; Metazoa; Chordata; Actinopteri; Salmoniformes; Salmonidae
Source: RefSeq, a predicted model, not a curated record
GUGGUGGUGUCCCAUCCUUUCAGGCUGUUGGCCUGAGGUAGGGCUAAAUAGAUUUAAAUAGUGGAGUAGGGUGCUGGGUUGUUUGUGAUUGUAGGGUAUUUGAUUUAUUUAUUUAAAAAAAUCGAAUAAAUCAAAGUAUAAGGGAGUUAUACUCCAGUCUAGUAGGUGGCGGUAAUGCAACAUUUAUUGGAUGCCAACUGCCGUUAAACCACAUCGAAGAAGAAUCUAGUGGAUCACGUGACACGGGACGCUUCUUCAACAACAACACGGUCACUGAUUCAUUCAGUCGCCACUCGGUAGUUAGCCAACGUAAAAUCGGAACAUUGAAGCUCUUUAGACCAUUUUUGUGUGUAUUGAUCUCGGUGUCGUUUGCUUGUUAAAAUUGACACAUUUGUUAAGGUUGAUUAUACUGAGCCUAAGCGCUAGGCUAAUGCUCAUUUUAGGUAGCCCAACCAUGAACUCACAAAUAUACUCCCAUCCUGCUAGAGAAGAGGGGGUCUCCUGGACGGAGAAAGAAGCUCUGGGUCUGAACAUUGUCGUAAAAGAAGAGGAAGAGGAGAAUAUUACAGUGGAAGAAGCUUUCAGAAUAAAACAGGAGGAAGAGGAGGCUAUCACGUAUAACGAUGUUAUAGUGAAAGAAGAGGAAGAAGCUUUCCGAAUAAAAAAGGAGGAAGAUGAGAAUGUUACAGUGAAAGAAGAGAAAGAACAUUUUGGAGUGAAAGAGGAAGAUGAGGCUAUCUCAAUAAAAGAGGAGGAAGAGGAAGAUGUUUUGGGAGUGAAAAGGGAUGAGGAGGAAGGAGAGGAAGUGGAGACUGGAGAUCUGAUUGACACUAGAGAGAGACCAGACUCUCACUCUGACAGCGGGAAGAGUCCUUCAGGGGAACCAGACCCGGAGACGCCCAAACCAGCAAGAAAACAUCACUGCUCCCACUGUGGAAAGAGUUUUAGCUGGUUAGGGUACCUAAAACGGCAUGAGAGGACACACACAGGAGAAAAGCCUUUCCAAUGUUCCCAGUGUGGAAAGAGUUUUACCGUGUUAGUUAACCUGAAAAGGCAUGAGAGAAUACACACGGGAGAAAAGCCUUAUCACUGUUCCCACUGUGGAAAGAGUUUUACUCAGUUAGGGAACCUAAAACAGCAUGAGUGGACACACACAGAAGAAAAGCCUUACCACUGCUUCCAAUGUGAAAAUAGAUUUUCACGAUCAGUGGACCUAAAAGCUCAUGAGAGAACACACACAGGAGAAAAGCCUUUCCAAUGUACCCAGUGUGGAAAGAGUUUUACCGUGGUAGCUAACCUGAAAAGGCAUGAGAGAAUACACACUGGAGAAAAGCCAUUCCAAUGUUCCCACUGUGGAAAGAGUUUUACUCAGUUAGGGCACUUAAAAAAGCACGAGUGGACACAUACAGGAGAAAAGCCUUAUCACUGUUCCCACUGUGGAAAGAGAUUUUCACGAUCAGGGGACCUAAAAACUCACGAGACAACACACAUAGGAGAAACACCUUUCCAAUGUUCCCAAUGUGGAAAGAGUUAUGUUAAGUCACGGUACCUAAAAGAGCAUAAGAGAACACACAGAGGGGAAAAGCUUACCCAAUGUUCUUAGUGUGGUGACGGGAUCUCUCAAAUAGAUGGUAUGAAGAUAGUUGAGAACAAAGCCUUUAUGUCCCUACAGUGGAGAGUGUUUUACCAUGUUAGUUAACCUGAAAAUACAUGAAAUAAUACGCUCUGGAGAAAAGCCUUUCCACUGCUCCUAAUAUAUAAAUAUACUUUUGCCAGGUUAGGGAGUCUGGAGUCACAUGAGUGGAGCACUACCACUGGUCCCGCUGUGGAACAUGUUUUAACCAGUCAGAGAAGAGGAGCACUACCACUGGUCCUGCUGUGGAACAUGUUUUAACCAGUCAGAGAAGAGGAGCACUACAACUGGUCCUGCUGUGGAACAUGUUUUAACCAGUCAGAGAAGAGGAGCACUACCACUGGUCCCCCUGUGGAACAUGUUUUAACCAGUUAGAGAAGAGGAGCACUACCACUGGUCCCGCUGUGGAACAUGUUUUAAAACCAGUUAGAGAAGAGGAGCACUACCACUGGUCCCGCUGUGGAACAUGUUUUAACCAGUUAGAGAAGAGGAGCACUACCACUGGUCCCGCUGUGGAACAUGUUUUAACCAGUUAGAGAAGAGGAGCACUACCACUGGUCCUGCUGUGGAACAUGUUUUAACCAGUCAGAGAAGAGGAGCACUACCACUGGUCCUGCUGUGGAACAUGUUUUAAAACCAGUUAGAGAAGAGGAGCACUACCACUGGUCCCGCUGUGGAACAUGUUUUAACCAGUUAGAGAAGAGGAGCACUACCACUGGUCCCGCUGUGGAACAUGUUUUAAAACCAGUUAGAGAAGAGGAGCACUACCACUGGUCCCACUGUGGAACAUGUUUUAACCAGUCAGAGAAGAGGAGCACUACCACUGGUCCUGCUGUGGAACAUGUUUUAACCAGUCAGAGAAGAGGAGCACUACCACUGGUCCCACUGUGGAACAUGUUUUAACCAGUUAGAGAAGAAGAGCACUACCACUGGUCCCGCUGUGGAACAUGUUUUAACCAGUUAGAGAAGAUGAAAUCAUACGAGAGAAUAGAGGCUGUGUUCUGUUUUUGACUGAGCAUUUGGGUUUUUGUUUAUGCCACCUGAAAUCAAAUAGUUUAUAUGAAAUCUUCCUUAAAAAAAAUAGGCCUACUUUAGUUUUUUUCAUCUUAAAAAAUAGCUCAAAGUCUGGCUAGGUCGGGUGGGAGGUAACCCAAUGGGCAUGUCUGGGUAGAAUGGUGGGAGUUAACCCAAUGGGUAUGUCUGGGUAGAAUGGUGGGAGUUAACCCAAUGGGCAUGUCUGGGUAGAAUGGUGGGAGGUAACCCAAUGGGCAUGUCUGGGUAGAAUGGUGGGAGGUAACCCAGUGGGCAUGUCUGGGUAGAAUGGUGGGAGGUAACCCAAUGGGUAUGUCUGGGUAGAAUGGUGGGAGGUAACCCAAUGGGCAUGUCUGGGUAGAAUGGUGGGAGGUAACCCAAUGGGCAUGUCUGGGUAGAAUGGUGGGAGGUAACCCAAUGGGUAUGUCUGGGUAGAAUGGUGGGAGGUAACCCAGUGGGCAUGUCUGGGUAGAAUGGUGGGAGGUAACCCAAUGGGUAUGUCUGGGUAGAAUGGUGGGAGGUAACCCAAUGGGCAUGUCUGGGUAGAAUGGUGGGAGGUAACCCAAUGGGUAUGUCUGGGUAGAAUGGUGGGAGGUAACCCAAUGGGUAUGUCUGGGUAGAAUGGUGGGAGGUAACCCAAUGGGUAUGUCUGGGUAGAAUGGUGGGAGUUAACCCAAUGGGCAUGUCUGGGUAGAAUGGUGGGAGGUAACCCAAUGGGUAUGUCUGGGUAGAAUGGUGGGAGGUAACCCAAUGGGCAUGUCUGGGUAGAAUGGUGGGAGGUAACCCAAUGGGCAUGUCUGGGUAGAAUGGUGGGAGGUAACCCAAUGGGUAUGUCUGGGUAGAAUGGUGGGAGGUAACCCAAUGGGUAUGUCUGGGUAGAAUGGUGGGAGGUAACCCAAUGGGCAUGUCUGGGUAGAAUGGUGGGAGGUAACCCAAUGGGUAUGUCUGGGUAGAAUGGUGGGAGGUAACCCAAUGGGUAUGUCUGGGUAGAAUGGUGGGAGGUAACCCAAUUGGUAUGUCUGGGUAGAAUGGUGGGAGGUAACCCAAUGGGUAUGUCUGGGUAAACAAUAUGACCUGGUGUAUAGAACAGGAUUACACAGUUCCCGUUAGUUACUGGUGUCAUGAUGUUGGCCUGGGGGUAGGUUUAUGACAGUCAUAAAUACCUCUUCCCCCCUUUUUCCUCUCUCU